AGACCCCCAUGGGAGCCCAUGGGAGGGUGGUGGGACCCCGCGGAGGGGCAAAGGGACCUCAGAGAGGCUUUGGGACCCCUGAGAGGCGUCAGGGAUCCUGUGGGGGGAUGUGGGGACUCCAUAGGGAGGGCACAGAGCCCAUGGAGGGGGUGAGGCACCCACAGAGGGGUUUCAGGGGCACCCACAGAGGGGCGUCAGGGACCCCCGCGGUGCUUUUGGGGACCCCAUGGGAGGAUGCUGGGGGUGUUUUAUGGACCUGAUGGAGGAUUUAGGCACCCUGGGGAGGGUGGGAGUGAGUCAGAAGGGGAUGCCGUGACCCCACGGGGACAGGGGGCUCCUGGCUGUGCCCCAGUUCGGGUCCAUGGCAGAGCAGCACUGGGCGCUGGAGCCGGGCUGGCUCCUGUCCCCCGCCGGCCGCCCCUACCUGGACUCCAUCGUGCACAAGAACCAGCGGAGAGCAUUCGGUCUGCUGGAGCGCCCCGCGCUGCCACCCGCGCUGGCUGUCCCCACGGUCACCUACAAACUCUUCCUGGCGGGCAGGAGCGGCGUCGGCAAGACAGCGCUGGUGGCCUGGCUGGGGGGGACCCCCGCGCCCCCCGCCCACCACGAGACCCUGGGUAUCGAGGUCACCACGCUGUUCUGGCCGGCCAAGCCCUGCUGCAGCGGCCGCCCGGUUCUGUUCCAGCUGCACCUCUGGGACUGCGGGGACGGAGCGCUGCGGAAGUUCGAGCACCUGCUGCCCGCCUGUAAGGAGGAGGCGGAUGCCGCCCUGUUCCUGUUCUCCUUCACGGACCGUGUGUCCUUCGAGGAGCUGCCAGCGCUGAUGGGCCGUGUGCUGGACCCCGGGGACCCCCACCUCGUCAGGGUGGUCGUGGGCACCAAAUUCGACUUGGUGGCACACACGGCGGUGACAGAGGAGGACGUGAGGACCUUCGAGGGGUCGCAGGGGCUGCGGGUGCUGCGGGCCGGGGGCACCGCGGGGACCAGCGGGGCUCGGGCGGGGCUGGCCCGGGUCGCCCCUGUCCUGGACGCUCUGGUCGAGCAGCUCUGGCGGCGCGACCAAGUGACAGCCGGUGUCACCCCGGGGGACACGGGGGACACCCCCACAUGAACCCCCUCUUGUGGGGGGGUUGUGGGCGUGGGAGGGAUAAAGGUGUUUUUUUGUUAAAAUCACUGGUUUUCUAUGAAAAA
Taeniopygia guttata (zebra finch) is the source of this 1191-nucleotide messenger RNA. The record is from RefSeq and is a predicted model, not a curated record. Lineage: Eukaryota; Metazoa; Chordata; Aves; Passeriformes; Estrildidae.